Molecule: messenger RNA, 1090 nt
Organism: Arabidopsis arenosa
Lineage: Eukaryota; Viridiplantae; Streptophyta; Magnoliopsida; Brassicales; Brassicaceae
Source: the annotation of a GenBank genome assembly
AGAAUUGGGGAAGAGACUUUCGCAAGCAAUCUAGAAGCAAAUCGAUUCCCAAAUCUCCGGAUUAUUUGCAAGAAUCAUUCCCAAAUAAUCUUCCCCAGAUUCUCCACUUCUCCAGCUUGAAGAAGACGACGAAGAUAUGGCUACAUCGAAGAAAAUGAUCACACGUGAAGAAUGGGAGAAGAAACUAAAUGCUGUGAAGCUUAGGAAAGAAGAUAUGAAUACUUUGGUGAUGAAUUUUCUUGUGACUGAAGGAUAUGUUGAAGCUGCUGAGAAAUUUCAAAGAGAGUCUGGAACCAAACCAGAGAUUGAUCUUGCCACCAUCACUGAUCGAAUGGCUGUUAAAAAGGCUGUCCAAAACGGAAAUGUCGAGGAUGCGAUUGAAAAAGUGAAUGAUUUGAAUCCUGAGAUACUAGACACAAAUCCGGAGCUCUUUUUUCAUCUUCAGCAACAAAGGUUGAUAGAAUUAAUUCGACAAGGGAAGACAGAUGAGGCCUUGGAGUUUGCUCAGGAGGAACUUGCACCACGUGGCGAAGAAAACCAAGCGUUUCUGGAAGAAUUGGAAAAAACUGUAGCCCUACUUGUUUUUGACGAUGCCUCUACCUGCCCGGUUAAAGAGCUUCUUGACCUUUCCCACCGCCUUAAGACAGCAAGUGAAGUAAAUGCAGCGAUUCUUACAAGCCAGAGCCACGAGAAAGAUCCUAAACUUCCAAGCUUGUUGAAGAUGUUGAUUUGGGCCCAAAAACAACUGGAUGAGAAAGCAGUGUAUCCGCACAUUAAUGAUUUGUCUACUGGUCAGCUCGAAGACCCGUCAGAAUGAUUCCGUACUUGUUUCAGCAAUGGAGAAACAGAAGCAAAAAGGAACACUGAAUGGUGCUCUUCUCUUCCCUUCAAUCUCAAUAACUUAUAAUUCAUAUGCUUUCUGCUUUUCCUUUUCUUCUGCAUCGGGAUUUGUUGAACCCGCAAUUGUUAGGAUAUGUGGAGGGGAACAUAAGCUGUUGUAGGCAAUGAAUUACUCUAGUCAAAUGUUCUUAUUAUCAACAUAUUUCAUAACUCCUUGUGCAUUUGAUUUGAAUGAAGUUAUCGACUUUGU